ACUCAACUAUAACCUCUUAUUUGUUUAUCUGUCAAAUUGACAAACAAAUACCAACAUAAAAAAUAAAAACCCACCAAACAUUUGACAUAACAACUGUCAAAACUUGCAUAAGGGGGUUAUUUUGUGAUUAUUAAAAACAACAAAAAUUAUAUAACAGCACAAUGUCGGCGUCAGGUCGAGCAUCUAUUGGUUUACUGAAACGAGGAUGGCAUGAGAUUCCUGAUGUGAUGGGCAGUGGUGUAAUGGCCCUUAUUGGGCUUGGAAUGGGGGUUUUUAGUUUACACUUAUAUUACAAUGUUAAAGAUGGGGAUAACAGACGAUAUAAAGUCGAAUACACUGUAAUUCGUCAUGAUGACCCACGAGCAGAAAAAGUCAGAAAGGAUUAAAAAGUUAGAUAAUCAAUAUACGUUUUAUUGUAGUACCAUUUGUUUUUGUUUAAUAAAUAAUAAUUUCAUCA
Molecule: messenger RNA, 457 nt
Organism: Tribolium madens (black flour beetle)
Lineage: Eukaryota; Metazoa; Arthropoda; Insecta; Coleoptera; Tenebrionidae
Gene: NdufA3
Exons: 2
Coding region: 162-386 (74 amino acids)
Source: RefSeq, a predicted model, not a curated record